AUGGUGGAACGUCUACACCGCACUCUCAAAGCUGCAUUAAUGUGUAGUUCCACUUCAUGGCCUGAAGCACUACCGCUGGUCCUACUCGGAUUGAGAACGGCCGUGAAGGAGGACUUACAAUGCUCUUACGCAGCAGUGGUUUAUGGCGAGCAAUUGAGGGUUCCUGGAGAAUUUAUCGUUCCAGCAUCUACACAGCCGUUCGCCCCUGAGCUAUGCACGCAAUUCGCGAGACAACUCAGCGUUAGAAUGAGAAACAUCAAACCCACUAACCCUGUCAGACAUGGAGACCGGAGAGUGUUUGUACAUAAAGAACUGCAAGCAACGUCCCACGUGUGGCUUAGGGAUGAUACGGUGCGCCCGCCGCUUGUUUCGCCUUACUCUGGACCAUACAGGGUAAUCACAAGAGGAAGCCACAGCUUCAAAAUCGAUAAGGAUGUAAAGAAGAGACAGUCUCAAUUGAGCGGCUUAAACCUGCUUACACUCCUUCCUCGGUCUGCAAAAUCAUCCUCAAACGUGGAGGCCAAAGAAACAGCAGAGAGUCUCGCCGAGCCCUCGGUUUCAGAAGAGGACAACGAGGCAGCAAGUGCAGAACAGGAGCAGCCAUUGCCUGCACCAGAUGUUUUCCCGAGAGCUGAUUUGCAAAUACCGGGCCUUUUCCCGCCCAUUGAUUGCAUUUCAGUUUUGACUUUCGAUAAUAGCUGUUAUUCUCAGAUGCGAGUGUUUGAAAUUCGACGGAAGUCGACGGAUAAUAUUAUUGAUGAUCCCUUCUCCCAGAAUAUCGCUGCGCUUUUGUCAUUAACUCUUUGUGUUUGA
Schistocerca americana (American grasshopper) is the source of this 813-nucleotide messenger RNA. RefSeq lists its product as uncharacterized. The transcript is spliced from 2 exons. Gene Ontology annotation, molecular function: nucleic acid binding. NCBI's taxonomy places the organism in Eukaryota, Metazoa, Arthropoda, Insecta, Orthoptera, Acrididae. The coding region runs from base 1 to 813 and encodes 270 amino acids. The record is from RefSeq and is a predicted model, not a curated record.